AUGUCCAACUUCUCUGUCCGAGACAUCCCCGCGCUGCUCGAACCAUACCUUCCGCCGGCUCUCCAGGUGUACCUGACCCGACAGAACCUGCAAACUCUCCUGCGCGUCAUCGUCGCCAUCUCGACGUACAUCCUGUUCCGGCCGCAACUGGAGUCUCUGUUCCGCAAGAUGACGGGGACGCCGGACAGGAGGGAGGAGGAGGCCCGCGCGCGGAUGGAGUAUAUUCGGCUGCAGCAGGAGCGGCAGCAGGCUGCGGCUGGACUGGGCAAGAGUGUGGGGAUCAUCGGGAAGGAUGGGAAGAUAUAUCAGGUUGUGCCGCCGCCGCAGUCACGGCAGCAGCAGCAGCAGGGAACGGGAGGGAAGAAUGGGAAAGGUGGCAAGAAGAAGGAUGGCAGGAAGAAGGCGUGA
Messenger RNA from Fonsecaea erecta, 408 nucleotides. RefSeq lists its product as hypothetical. The coding region runs from base 1 to 408 and encodes 135 amino acids. The record is from RefSeq and is a predicted model, not a curated record. The transcript has a single exon. Lineage: Eukaryota; Fungi; Ascomycota; Eurotiomycetes; Chaetothyriales; Herpotrichiellaceae.